AUAUAAGGCAUCAGAAACAUCACUGAGAGCAGACACCUUCUUUGUUAGGGAUGAUGUCGUACCUGAAAGUAAUGAUCACAUGGAACAUAGUUUGUGUAUCCCUGGUGAUCCUUUCACUGUCUUUGAUUCAAGAAGUGUCUUCUGAAGCAGUCUCCUGCAGAGGACGUUGCUUUGAAGCCUUUGAAAGAGGAAGAGAGUGCGACUGUGAUGCAGACUGUGAAAGAUACGGCAAAUGUUGCCCAGACUACACGAAACACUGUAAAGAGGCACACAGAGAAACGCCAUCACCUAAGACUCCUCCAGCAAACAAAUCAACAUCUAAAAGGUCAUCCAAAAAUGAGGAGAAGAAGCCAGAGGAAGUAACACAACCCCAUGAAGUUAUGGAAGAUACUGGCAGUGGACUGGAAAACAAAGUGACCAGUCCUGCUCCAACCACAAAACACCCUGAUACAACCACACCAAUCAAAGCAACUACAUCUACUCCAACACCCAGUUUACCAACUACUACAAGUACUACCACAAAAGCAACAACUACCAAAGAGACCACCACGGCUCAGAAAGAUACCCCUGCGACAACAGUGGCACAAAUGACCAAGGCAGACUCUCCCACCACCCCUAAGGUAGAAGAUAUGACCCCUGAGGCCACAGAGGAACCAAUAACCGAGGCAGAUUCUUCUGCCACCCCCAAACCUGAAGAGCCAACCCCUGAAGCCACAGAGGCACCAACAACCAAGGCAGACUCUCCCACCACCCCCAAAGCAGAAGAGACAACCCCUGCAGCCACAGAGGCACCAACGACCAAGGCAGACUCUCCCACCACUCCCAAAGCUGAUGAGCCAACCCCUGAAGCACCAACGACCAAGGCAGACUCUCCCACUACCCCCAAAGCUGAAGAUACAACCCCAGAGGCACCAACGACCAAGGCAGACUCUCCCCCCACCCCCAAAGCUGAUGAGCCAACCCCUGAAGCCACAGAGGCACCAGUGACCAAGGCAGAUUCGCCCACCACCCCCAAAGCUGAUGAGCCAACCCCUGAAGCCACAGAGGCACCAACAACCAAGGCAGACUCUCCUACCACCCCCAAAGCUGAUGAGCCAACCCCUGAAGUCACAGAGGAAGCAAUGACUGAGGCAGACUCUCACACCAGCCCCCCAGAAGAUGAAGACAAAACUGCUGUGCCCACAGAGGCACCAACGACCAAGGCAGCCUCUCCCACCACCCCCAAUACAGAAGACACAACCCCAGAGGCACCAACGACCAAGGCAGCCUCUCCCACCACCCCCAAUACAGAAGACACAACCCCAGAGGCACCAACGACCAAGGCAGCCUCUCCCACCACUCCCAAAGCUGAUGAGCCAACCCCUGAAGUCACAGAGGAAGCAAUGACUGAGGCAGACUCUCACACCAGCCCCCCAGAAGAUGAAGACAAAACUGCUGUGCCCACAGAGGCACCAAUAACCAAGGCAGACUCUCCUACCACUCCCAAAGCUGAUGAGCCAACCCCUGAAGCCACAGAGGCACCAACGACCAAGGCAGAUUCUCCCACCACCCCCAAACCUGAAGAGACACCCCCUGCAGCCACAGAGGCACCAGUGACCAAGGCAGAUUCUCCCACCACCCCCAAACCUGAAGAGACAACCCCUGCAGCCACAGAGGCACCAGUGACCAAGGCAGAUUCUCCCACCACCCCCAAUACAGAAGACACAACCCCAGAGGCACCAACGACCAAGGCAGACUCUCCCCCCACCCCCAAAGCUGAAGAUACAACCCCAGAGGCACCAACGACCAAGGCAGCCUCUCCCACCACUCCCAAAGCUGAUGAGCCAACCCCUGAAGCCACAGAGGCACCAACGACCAAGGCAGCCUCUCCCACCACCCCCAAUACAGAAGACACAACCCCAGAGGCACCAACGACCAAGGCAGACUCUCCUACCACUCCCAAAGCUGAUGAGCCAACCCCUGAAGCCACAGAGGCACCAGUGACCAAGGCAGAUUCGCCCACCACCCCCAAACCUGAAGAGACAACCCCUGAAGUCACAGAGGAAGCAAUGACUGAGGCAGACUCUCACACCAGCCCCCCAGAAGAUGAAGACAAAACUGCUGUGCCCACAGAGGCACCAAUGACCAAGACAGACUCUCCCACCACCCCCAAAGCUGAUGAGCCAACCCCUGAAGUCACAGAGGCACCAACGACCAAGGCAGCCUCUCCCACCACCCCCAAUACAGAAGACACAACCCCAGAGGCACCAACGACCAAGGCAGACUCUCCCCCCACCCCCAAAGCUGAUGAGCCAACCCCUGAAGCCACAGAGGCACCAGUGACCAAGGCAGAUUCUCCCACCACCCCCAAACCUGAAGAGACACCCCCUGCAGCCACAGAGGCACCAGUGACCAAGGCAGAUUCGCCCACCACCCCCAAAGCAGAAGAGACAACCCCUGAAGUCACAGAGGCACCAACAACCAAGGCAAACUCCCCUACCACCCCCAAAGCUGAAGAGACAACCCCGAAGGCACCAGCCACCAAGGUAAACUCUCCCACCACCCCUAAAGUGGAGGAGGCAGACUCUCCCACCACCCCUAAGGUCAAGGGGACUACCCCUGUAGCCACUAAGGCUGUCAGCACUGCCAGACAGAAAACAACACCUAUUGAACUGACAACUACUGUCCCUGCAUUAGUAACAACUGCUAAAAAAGACACAACCACUCAAAGCAGUGAGGCGAUCACAACAACCAGGAAAGAAACACCCAUACCUGAAGCAGACACAAUGGUUUCAGCAACAACAGCAGAGAAGAAAAUUACAACUCCUGCACCCAAAGUAGCAACCAGCACAACUGCAAAAGACACGACUACAGCAGUACAAAGGACAGUGAUAACUGCAGCUAGGGCUACUGAGAUUGUAACAGUAACUGACAAAAAAGACAAAACAACAGCUGAAACUGUUACUACUCCUGUAACUGAAGAGCUGACAACUAAAAUAGAAACAACCACAGUGAACAAAGAGAUAACACCACCCAAGAAAGACAAAACUACUAUGCUUAAAGAUAUUUUAACAAGUAGGAAAGACACAAUUACUGUAACUAUGGUGGUAACAGCUAAACCUGAUGACUUUCCUAAAGGUAAGGAUGAUAUUCCAAAUACAACUCCUACAGCCAAGCAAGCUGUCACUACAGCAGCUGAAUCAGAAGCAACCACUGCGGAUAAAAAGACUGCAUCAACGGCUGAAGAAAAAGAAGCAACCCCAGCUAAACAAGAUGAGACUCCCAUACCAAAAGAGACUGUAACAGCUAAAAAAGAAGAAAGCCCUGGGAGGACAGCAACUAUAACAACAGCAGCUGCAACUCCCAUGUUCAAGCCCACUGUGUUAGCAACAACUGCCAAAACAGAUUCAACUCCUAAACCCAGGGAGAUUGUGACAACAACUAAAAGAGACACAACUAUGGAAACUAAGCAGACUGUAACAGCAGCAGCUAAAGAGAGCACAAGUACUACUUGUGUUGUUGUAGAGACAACAGCUGAUAAAAAAGAGGUAAUGACCAUCAAAGAAACUAGCAUCACACCUGAAAAAGAAAUGGAAGAUGCCACUGAAAAGGCCCCUAGUAUUGACAAGGGAGAGGAAACUACAGUUACCAAAGAGACCGCUACAAGAGAUAAAAAAGACACGAUAGAAGAAAUGUUUAUUGUUUCUAAAGGGACAUCCAAGCCAACUAUACAUUUCCAGGAGGUUACUGACACAAGAGAUGAGUCUCAUCCAUCCGACCCUGAAACUCUGCCAGUAAGAGAACAGCCUGAGAUAAACAACAAGCCUUUUAUACAAACUGCGGACUUGCCAAUUUUAACUGGAGAAACAGAAGCAAAGGACGAGAAGGACCUCCCCCCAACGCCCCGCCCCCGGCGGAUCAGCGACGGCUGGGGCAUCCCGUCCCCCAUCGACGCCGUCUUCUCCAGGUGCAACUGCGAUGGCAAGACCUUCUUCAUCAAGGGCCCCCUAUACUGGCGUUUCACUAAUGGUGUUAUGGAUAAAGGCUAUCCCAAACCUCUUGCGAAUGGAUUCGCAGGGCUAAGUGGGAAAAUAGUAGCAACCCUACCCGUGGCAAGAUACAACAACAGACCAGAAUCUGUUUAUUUUAUCAAAAAAGAUGGCAACAUGCAGCAGUAUGUGUACAGACAAGAACCAGCCAAGAAGUGUCAAAGAAGAACCCAGGUUACCAUAAGAUACCCAGCUUAUGUCCCAAGACUUGUAGUAAGGAGACGCUUUCAACGUGCAGUAAGAAUGCCAACCAUUAUUCAGACCGUCAGAAUGAACCCAUAUCCAUCUGGAGUUUUGCGUAAGGAAAUCAAAAUGACUGCCUACUGGAGAGGGCUUCCGAAAGUAAUUCAUUCAACUAUAUCACUACCCAACUACAAUAAGCCAGAUGGCUAUGAUUAUUAUGCCUUCUCUUACAAUCGGUACUACAGUUUGGAUGUUGGCAAAAGAAUAGCAAGACCUGUUACCGCUCUCACAGGAAAGACUGUAUCCAAAGACUGGUACAACUGUCCUAGCAAGUGAUGUACAGCAGAGGAUUUUUUAAAAAAAAAGAUGCCAUUUGAAUGUUGACAUUUUGUCUAAUUUUAUUAAUAAAGACAUUGAAAUGUGUGCACAC
This is a messenger RNA of Pygoscelis adeliae (Adelie penguin), 4641 nucleotides long. It is a transcript of the gene PRG4, whose product is annotated as proteoglycan 4. Bases 51 to 4547 code for a protein of 1498 amino acids. Gene Ontology annotation, molecular function: scavenger receptor activity; polysaccharide binding. The transcript has 12 exons. Gene Ontology annotation, biological process: immune response. The record is from RefSeq and is a predicted model, not a curated record. NCBI's taxonomy places the organism in Eukaryota, Metazoa, Chordata, Aves, Sphenisciformes, Spheniscidae.